This is a messenger RNA of Oncorhynchus keta (chum salmon), 1495 nucleotides long. RefSeq names its product BCL2/adenovirus E1B 19 kDa protein-interacting protein 3. The transcript is spliced from 7 exons. Bases 142 to 699 code for a protein of 185 amino acids. Gene Ontology annotation, cellular component: mitochondrial outer membrane; mitochondrial envelope; nucleus. The record is from RefSeq and is a predicted model, not a curated record. NCBI's taxonomy places the organism in Eukaryota, Metazoa, Chordata, Actinopteri, Salmoniformes, Salmonidae. Gene Ontology annotation, biological process: mitochondrial outer membrane permeabilization; positive regulation of apoptotic process.
AAUAGAUGAGUCACUGUCCAUCCACCACAAGCUGUCACAACAACUCACAAGCCCCUUCAUUUGACGCAACGAAUUACAGACGGCAAACGGUUCAAGCGGGGUACACAUAUCAAAUCUCUCUCCACCCUUCAGCCACUAACCAUGUCAGGCUCGUCGACUCCAGAGGACGCGUUGUACGGCUCGUGGGUGGAGCUGGAGGAGCUAAUAUCAGCAGUGAGCAGCAGGGAUAGUCUGACAGGGCAACAACAGGACACAGCCUCCUGGGCCCUGCAGGGGGAGUUAGAGAGGAUCCUGCUGGAGGCACAGCUUGAGUGUGAGAGGAGUAAAGACAGUCCUCCCCUGGUGGUGACUCCUCCGCAGACCACUGCUUCCCCUCCCCACAGUGAAGGCAGCAGCAGUACAGACUGUGUUACCAUACAGUCCGAGGAAGAUGGGGAGAGGAGGCUCAUUUCCGAGUGGGUAUGGGACUGGUCCAGUCGGCCAGAGAACCUUCCACCAAAGGAGUUUGUGUUCCAGCACCCGAAGCAGCAGUCGGGCUCUCUGAGCGUAAGGAAGAGUGAGGUGAUGAAAAGAGGCCUAUUCUCCUCUGACGUCCUCAUGAUCCUCAUCCCCUCACUGCUUGCCUCGCACCUGCUCACACUGGGAGUAGGGAUCUACAUAGGGAAGCGAUUGGCUGCCUCCACAACUAGCACUCUGUGACGUGCUUCCGGGCAGCGCUCCCAUUCGCUGACGGCAGACCAAUAGGAUCUCAGCCCUCGCCACAGUACACUUGUUGCCCUUUCUCCCUGUCAUGCGGCAACUUUCUUUACCAAUGUCUCUCUGUAUGUCUGUCUGUCCACCAUCCACCAGAACUUUGUGUGUCUGUCCGUCAGUCACCCAGCAUCUCUGAAUCUGUGAUUGUCCCAGGGCCAGAGUGUGUCUGUUUGUGUGUUUGUCUCUCUCUCUGUGUGUGUGUGUGUGUGUGUGUGUCAGGGCAGGACAGUUGAUACUCUACGGACAUUGUGUCAAUGACUCAGACUGAGGUCACUUUUACUCUCCCAGCAGAGUAACACUGAUCUCAAUGAACUAACAGAGAGAAACGAGUGAUAAGAUCGAGAGAGAAAAGAGAGAGGAAGAAAGAGAAUAACACCCAGCUAAAUCCCCAUUGAAGGUGUUAGCAGAUUGUUGAAGAAAUGGGGUAUAUUGCCCAAUGCUUUCCCAAAUAAAAACCAGAAUCUAAUCCUGGUGAAAGAAACAGUUCACCAACAGAGCCAUAUACAGGCAGUAUAUGCCUAUAUGACUCUGGACACCAAUAUUAUGUGUCAGACAUGCCAGAACUGUGAUGAGCCCAGGUGAUUUGUAUUAGGUUGAGGAAUGGUUUGUUUAAUGUUCUUUGUGGUUUAUGACCACAAAAGUGUCUCUGGUUUUGCACUUUGUCCUAUAUAACCAUCUGACUGUUUGAACUCUGAACUCUUUGAAUGACUAUAACCCCAUUAAACUUCAUUUGUCACCCGUG